Molecule: messenger RNA, 2035 nt
Organism: Panicum hallii
Lineage: Eukaryota; Viridiplantae; Streptophyta; Magnoliopsida; Poales; Poaceae
Product: zinc transporter 5-like
Exons: 3
Coding region: 642-1724 (360 amino acids)
Biological process (GO): zinc ion transmembrane transport
Cellular component (GO): plasma membrane
Molecular function (GO): zinc ion transmembrane transporter activity
Source: RefSeq, a predicted model, not a curated record
UGGGGGUAUCGGGUUUACAUGCCGCCAGCCCCGCAAAUUCCGCUAUGUUGCAGUACCCUCCCGAGUCCUGCACGAUUACCACUGCCUAGAGCUGUGUGGAUCGUUCUAUCAGCGGCGUAAAAGGAUCGCUCGCCGGCCUUCGAGGGACGUGAGUAACCAUCUGAUCACCAGUAAUCUGAUUAGUACGUUGCUAUCAUGCUGCAUCAGGGCCACGGGCGAAGGCGUGUGCAAAAGCAAGCCGGCGACGGGCAGCCAAACCGUCGGAAACGCCUCGCCGACCUGCUGCUGCUGCGAGUAAAACUCGGCACCAGCAUCCCUACGCAGAGUGCCAGGGUCUACGGAAAACACAGCACUCACUCUACCUCGUUGCUCCGCUGCAUUCACCACCCAUCAAUUCGGCCGCGCGCGGGCGGGCGAGGUGUGCAGCGAAAACGCCCGCACGAUCAAUGUCGCCGCGUUCCCAUGGUGAGGCAGGUGAGCCCGUCGCGUCUCGUAACCCCCCGGAAAGUGAGACACAGGCACACAGCCUCACGCACGGGUACAAAAAUGCUGCGAGGAAACGGAUCGGUAAGGCAUGCGCAUGCGCCAACACUGCCGCGGCGCUGUGCCGACCGGGUGAGCCGAGCCGGCAGCGCUAGACGAUGGCCAAGCUCCAGGGCGCGCUCUGGUGCCUCCUCCUGGCGCUGGCGGUCUCCCUGCUGCCGGCUCCCGCCGCGGCGGAGUGCGACUGCUCGGAGGACGCCGCGGGGCGGGACAAGGCGCGGGCGCUGCGGCUGAAGGUGGUGGCCAUCUUCUGCAUCCUCGCGGGGGGCGCGGCGGGGGCCGCGGUGCCCGCGCUGGGCCGCCGGGUCCCCGCGCUGCGGCCGGGCACGGGACUGUUCCGUGCCGUCAAGGCCUUCGCGGGCGGGGUCAUCCUCGCAACGGGGCUGGUGCACAUCCUGCCCGCGGCCUUCGACGCGCUGGGCUCGCCGUGCCUCGCGGAUACCGGGCCGUGGAGGAGGUUCCCGUUCGCCGGGAUGGUCGCCAUGCUCGCCGCGAUCGCCACGCUCGUCGUGGACACCAUCGCCACGGGGUACUUCCGCCGCACGGUCGCCAGGAAGGCCGCGGCCGUCGUCGACGAGCCGCCGGCGGAGCCCGGGCGGUGCGGGGACGGGGACCUGGAGGGGGCCGCCGACGGGCACCACGGGCACGCGCACGGGAUGUCCGUGCUGGCACCCGCGCCGCCGGCCGCCGGCGACGACCUCGUGCGCCACCGCGUCGUCUCUCAUGUGCUGGAGCUGGGCGUGGUGGUGCACUCGCUGAUCAUCGGGAUGUCGCUGGGCGCCUCGGAUUUCCCCAGCACGGUGCGGCCGCUCGUGCCGGCGCUGACGUUCCACCAGCUCUUCGAGGGCAUCGGCCUCGGCGGGUGCAUUGUCCAGGCCAAGUUUCGCCUCAAAUCCGUGGUGGCGAUGGCGCUCUUCUUCUCGGUGACGACCCCGGCCGGCGUGGCCAUCGGCAUCGCGAUAUCGUCCGUGUACGACGAGACCAGCCCGACGGCGCUGGUCGUGCAGGGGCUCCUCGAGGCCGCGGCGGCCGGGAUCCUGGUGUACAUGGCGCUGGUGGACAUCCUCGCCGAGGAGUUCAUGAGCGCCAGGGUGCAGAGCAGGGCGCGGCUGCAGCUCGCGCUGAACGCCUCGCUGCUGCUCGGGGCUGGCUUGAUGUCCAUGCUAGCCAUCUGGGCCUGACCGCGACGUAAUGAGCUUACGAAGCCGCAGGCGUUUUGUUUACUCCAUCAUCUGAGAACGAAGCGAGAGUAGUAGAUAGAGUUUUUUUUUUAAAAUGGAAUAGUAGAUAGCAUAUUUCUUAGGCUGAGAUUGCAAGGAUGUGAUGAUGACACAGGUUAGGAGUCAGCCUCACGCUCAAGCUGCCUGGAUUGCUUAGAAUCUGCGUGGUGUUGGCGAGUAUCAGGCCAGACCACCCACUGGCUACAGGCCACGUUAUACGAAUCUCCAUCUCAAAAUCACUCGACAACUUGCAACCGACGCAAAUUUUCUCA